Molecule: messenger RNA, 2014 nt
Organism: Epinephelus fuscoguttatus (brown-marbled grouper)
Lineage: Eukaryota; Metazoa; Chordata; Actinopteri; Perciformes; Serranidae
Gene: gnat1
Product: guanine nucleotide binding protein (G protein), alpha transducing activity polypeptide 1
Exons: 9
Coding region: 116-1168 (350 amino acids)
Biological process (GO): adenylate cyclase-modulating G protein-coupled receptor signaling pathway
Cellular component (GO): heterotrimeric G-protein complex
Molecular function (GO): GTP binding; G protein-coupled receptor binding; GTPase activity
Source: RefSeq, a predicted model, not a curated record
GCGGUUGACGCAUCAGCUGCACGGUUAGUCAGAGAGCAGGUGAUCGGCUAGGACCUACUUCCAUUUUCCUGACACUUGGCUUUUGAGCAGAGGGGCCCAAGCCGGGAGAAGUAGGAUGGGGGCUGGAGCGAGCGCAGAGGAGAAGCACUCCAGAGAGCUGGAGAAGAAGCUGAAGGAGGAUGCCGACAAGGAUGCGAGAACUGUCAAGCUGCUGCUGCUAGGUGCUGGAGAAUCAGGCAAAAGCACUAUCGUCAAACAGAUGAAAAUUAUCCACAAAGAUGGUUACUCACUUGAAGAGUGCUUGGAGUUCAUUGUCAUCAUCUACAGCAACACCCUGCAGUCCAUCAUGGCCAUCGUGAAGGCCAUGAACACACUCAAUAUUAACUACGGACACACUGAUCAGCAGGAUGAUGCCCGUAAACUCAUGCAUCUUGCAGACACCAUUGAGGAGGGCACCAUGCCCAAGGAGAUGUCAGACAUCAUUUUGCGCCUGUGGAAGGACUCUGGCAUCCAGGCGUGCUUUGACAGGGCCUCGGAGUACCAACUCAACGACUCUGCUGGAUACUACUUGAAUGACUUGGAGCGACUGAUCCAACCAGGCUAUGUGCCCACUGAGCAGGAUGUGCUGCGAUCAAGAGUGAAGACCACUGGUAUCAUCGAGACCCAGUUUUCCUUCAAAGAUCUCCACUUCAGAAUGUUUGAUGUGGGUGGCCAGAGGUCCGAGAGGAAGAAGUGGAUCCAUUGUUUCGAAGGUGUGACCUGUAUCAUCUUCAUUGCUGCUUUGAGCGCCUACGACAUGGUGCUGGUGGAGGACGAUGAAGUGAACCGAAUGCAUGAGAGUCUGCACUUGUUCAACAGUAUCUGCAACCACCGCUACUUCGCCACCACCUCCAUUGUACUCUUCCUCAACAAGAAAGACGUGUUCCUUGAGAAGAUCAAGAAAGCUCAUCUCAGCAUGUGCUUCCCUGAAUACGAUGGCCCCAACACUUAUGAGGAUGCUGGUAACUACAUCAAAGUACAGUUCUUGGACCUGAACUUGCGCAGAGAUGUCAAAGAAAUCUACUCUCACAUGACCUGUGCCACAGACACAGAGAACGUCAAGUUUGUGUUUGACGCCGUAACCGACAUUAUCAUCAAAGAAAACCUCAAAGAUUGUGGUCUCUUCUAAGAGCCAUGCUGAGAAACCCGAUUAAGGGUGAUGUUGUAGCCCUGUCACAUUCCAAAAAUCCCCUCUCAAUUCAAGCUGAGGACUGAAGAUGAAAACCGUCCCCUCAAACAGCCGUCCUCACACCGGCGAACGCAAGAAUUAAAUAUCAGUUUGUUGUGUUCAAAAAUAAGUUGUAGCUUUGACAAAAUACUUCGGGUCACCUGAGACCAGGAGACAGCUCCUCAGUCAGAAAAUCCUGUGCAGAUUUCAGAUGAGUUGAAUUUUAGUCGAGCUAACUUCUCGUUUGGAGGGCUAUGCAAUCUAUAGGUAAGACAUCAAAAGCUUUGUCAGCAUAACGUGAUUUCUUCUCACAUUCACUAAUGUGAAUAGAUGUCAGGCUAAUAAUGUAUAUUUGCUCCAGUAACUGGUCAGUGUACAGCUAUGAAGCAAACAAGGGGGCCUCACCACCUGCAGACGCACUUCAACUUUUAUUGAAAAUGUGUAAUAAAAAGAACUCGUCACUAGAAAUGGCAUUUAUGUACAAGAACUCUACAGCACAAAUUAAGCCGCAAGUCAAAGAGGUAACAAACAGAACUUUUAAGUUAAGCAUUAGAAAAUGUAACUUUUUGCAAUAGUUAAAAAGGGCCAGUGUAAAUAUUUAAAGUGUUUUCUAUUGGACAGUUUAUGAAGUGUGGUGAUACCAUGUGGAUCUGUAACGCUGCUGAGUGAUAGAUGUAAUAUACUUCAAUUGAAAAGCCCUUGUGUAAAAGUUCACUGAAUCCACGGGCCAUUGAGCCAACUAUCCUGUACAGAAACCCAUGAUUGUAAACCUUGAGUAAACCUAUUAAAGCUUCUGUAGAAAACUGA